This is a messenger RNA of Mesocricetus auratus (golden hamster), 1526 nucleotides long. It is a transcript of the gene Teddm1, whose product is annotated as transmembrane epididymal protein 1. The coding region runs from base 72 to 968 and encodes 298 amino acids. NCBI's taxonomy places the organism in Eukaryota, Metazoa, Chordata, Mammalia, Rodentia, Cricetidae. The transcript has a single exon. The record is from RefSeq and is a predicted model, not a curated record.
CAAUUCUUCCCAAAGCCUGGAACUUGAAGCACCUGCACCUGAGUUUUGCAUUGUGUUGGAUUAGUAGCUCAAUGGGAGAUUUUAUUGGUCAUAUAUGUCCCGGCCUGUUUCUGGUCUUAUAUGGACUGUAUAGAGCAAUAGUAGUCUCCAGAGCUAUGAUAUUCAAUGACUCUCUUCUGAAUCCUUCAUCCCUCUCUAAGAGUAAGGGAAGGUGGGACAGGCUGUGGCAAAUAGCCCAUGCGGGCUGGUUGAAGACAGUGACUGGCUGCCUCUUGAUAGUUUAUGAGGUCAACUGUGUUGACGGAGGGUUGAAAUUUAUGAACAAAGGGACGCCACCCAGGUUUAUGUACCCCAAGGAGUGGCAGCAUCUCACCAUGUUCAUCCUCCUCACCCUUGAUGGUUGCAUAGAAAUUGCAAGCAAGAAUGUGCUGCAGCAGAGGUGUGGGGUCCUAGAGAGAGGUUCCACUGUCCUGGGCUUCUACGUGCUCCUGCUGCUGCUGCUGUCACACAUUAAGGAUUCAUCUGGGGUGGAGCUGCAGGUCCACUCUCUCUUCGUUUUGGUGGUGUUCCUGCUGAUGCUGGUGUUGACGGCUGAGCUGUGGGCUCCUAAGAUGUUUCACCUCUGGGUGAUAGAGACCUUCCUGUUCCUGAUGAUGGGCUCGUGGCUGAUUCAGGCAGGCUUCAUUCUGUUUAGACCAGUGUCUGGCUACCCGUGGGAAGAUGAUGACAUCAGUGACAUCAUGUUUGUCACCACCUUCUUCUGCUGGCAUGUGAUGAUCAAUGCUUUAUGCCUGCUAGGAAUCUAUGGCGUCUCUUCCUAUUGGCACCACUUUUACAGUCCCAGCUUGAGGCUGAUGGGGUCCAAGGAAGCGCUGUAUCAUGGGAGCUCCUCGGGAACAUUUUACAGCCUGCUGCGGGAUGCAGAGCAGCAGGAAAAAGAUGACCAGGCUCUUCUCCCUUCGCCCUGACUGUGACAGGGCCUAGAAUACCUGGGCGUAUUCACCACCCCAUCUUCCUCCUGGGGGCUGUUCUAGGCGCUUGCCAUGCACCCCAUUCCUUGGUGAAGGUAAUGGUCCUACAGGACAGCAGUUGGUUCCAAUUUGUUGGAGCAAAACUCCCCAUCUCUGAGCCUCCAGUUGAUGCUGAGGAGAAAGGGGUCAAGAAAGGGAUGCUGGUGAGACUUGUGGAGAGGGAGGGCAGAAUCCAAGCCAGGGGAGGAAAGUGCAACAGAAUGACUUGAAAGGGAGGAAUCUGCAGCAGAGCCCAGAAUUCUGUGGUCAGAGCUGUUUCUCUGGGUACCACUGAUUGCAUUCACCUGAGGGAAUAAAGAUUUCUCACCACUCCAAACCAGAAUCAGCUGUCUCAUUCUAUAAAGUAGAUUUGAUUCUUUCUGUUACUUUGAAUUUCAGACAAGAUCUCACGACAUUACCCAGUCUGGCUUGGAACUCAAUAUAUAUGUAGACCAGGCUGGCCUCAAACUCAGGUCUGCCUGCGUCUGCUUCCUGAGCGCUGUAAUUAAAGGUGGG